CUGGUUUCGCCCCAGCGGAGGGGGCUGGCGGGCAAUAAACGACUAAACCCAACAUAAGAAGAAGAGUUCCAUCUCUUUAACUGUCAUGGCGGCGCAGGCGCGCGCAAUGGUGACGAGUCAGUGGCUCGCGGAUGCCAUCAGAAAAAAUUUCGUCGGUAAAAAGCUUCGAGUUCUCGACGCUUCGUGGUACCUCCCGAAAACGAACCGGGACCCCAAAGCCGAGUUUAAGCAGAAGCACAUUCCGGGCUCGUCUUUCUUCGACAUAGACGAGUGCUGCGAUAAGAACUCCGCUCUGGAUCACAUGCUGCCUUCGUCGGAGGUUUUCUCGGAUUAUGCCGGAGAUUUGGGCAUCGGCAAUGACACGCACGUUGUCGUGUACGACACCAGUGACGUGGGUGCGUUCAGCGCGCCCAGAGUGUGGUGGAUGUUUCAGCUGUUCGGCCACAGUUUGGUGUCGGUUCUGGAUGGCGGCAUGAAGAACUGGCUGGCUGAAGGUCACCCGGUGACCAGCGAGUGUUCGACACCCGAGCGACGGGAGUUCUGGGCGAACAUCAACCGGUCCUGGGUGAAGAACUACGAGGACGUGCUGGACAACAUCAAAACCAAACAGGCCCAGGUGGUGGAUGCCAGGUCUGCUGGAAGGUUCAGAGGCACGGAGCCGGAGCCCAGAGACGAUAUAUUGCCUGGACAUUUCCCAGGUGCCAUUAACAUGCCAUUCACCACAUUUUGGGACACCUCUGGGAAGUUGCUGGGGCUGGAGGAUUUGUCCAGAGUCUUCAAGGAGGCCGGCGUGGAUCUGCAGCGGCCGAUCUGGUCCACCUGUGGGUCCGGCGUCACCGCUUGUCACAUUGCUCUGGCCGCGCACAUGCUCAGACGCCCCGGGGUGUGUGUUUAUGAUGGCGCCUGGAGCGAAUGGUUCAAUCGAGCAUCACCGGAGCACAUCAUCUCUGAGGGGAAGGGAAAGGAGGCAUGAAGAAAAGUGGGAAGGUGAUGGACUGCCACGACAACGGAAGAAACAUGCCCUUUUUUAAUACCACUGUUGUGGCUGUGAGAUAAUGUCUGCGCAUGAAGGAAGGUCUGCAUUAAUGUGAGCGUGUUGUGGUAACUGACGUUUCUUGAAAUUCCUGUAACACAGCUGAUUCCCAUUAAUACGCAGCAGGGCUGCUUGGUUAUGCCAAAAUUGAAAUCAUGAUUGAGGAUGAUUACUCAAUGACUCUCAAAA
Thalassophryne amazonica is the source of this 1222-nucleotide messenger RNA. RefSeq names its product 3-mercaptopyruvate sulfurtransferase. Gene Ontology annotation, cellular component: mitochondrion. The transcript has 2 exons. Gene Ontology annotation, molecular function: thiosulfate-cyanide sulfurtransferase activity. Bases 86 to 973 code for a protein of 295 amino acids. NCBI's taxonomy places the organism in Eukaryota, Metazoa, Chordata, Actinopteri, Batrachoidiformes, Batrachoididae. The record is from RefSeq and is a predicted model, not a curated record. Gene Ontology annotation, biological process: transsulfuration.